AUGGCUGCCAUUGCCGAAACGCCAAUUGUUGCAGACCCUGCACCCACAAAGAAAGGGAGAUCAAAGAGGGCCCUAAAGCAGAAAAACCCUUCUUUAAAUGAAGCCAACAUAAUGGCUGGAGCUGUUGUUGAACCUGCCCCCGUGGCAGCCCUGAAUUCUUCUGGGAAAGAGAACCAUGAGAGCCUCUCGCAGCCGAAGUCCCAGAAGAAAACGAAGAAAGGGGCAUCAAAGGCAAAACAACAGUCAUCAGAAGCGUUUUCUUUUGAGAAAGAAUUGCAAGAAAUGCAAGAAAAGCUCGAAAAGAUGAAGAUCGAGAAGGAGCAGACGGAGGAGCUUUUGAAGGUCAGAGAAGAGGCCUUGAAGCAGAAGGAAGAAGAGCAAGAGAAACUCAAGAUAGAGUUCAAGAAAUUGCAGAAAAUUAAGGAGUUCAAGCCCAAUAUGACUUUCCCGGUCAGUUUCACGCUUAAAGAUCUAGAACAAGAAAAGAAAGACAAGAAGAAGGGAGAUUUUUCUAAGAAAAAGCCAUCUCCUCCUUACGUGCUGUGGUGCAAAGAUCAGUGGAAUGAGGUGAAAAAAGCUUAUCCAGAUGCUGAUUUUAAGGAAAUGGCGAAUCUUUUGGGUUCAAAAUGGAAGACGGUAAGUGCAGAAGAAAAGAAGCCUUAUGAAGAGAGAUAUAGAGCUGAGAAAGAAGUCUACUUGAAGAUAGUCGGGAAUGAGAAACGAGAUCACGAAGCUUUGAAACUCUUGGAGGAAGAGCAGAAACAGAAGACUGCCAUGCAUUUGCUUGAAGAAUAUCUUCAGUUCAAACAGGAAGCAGAAAUAGAAAACAAGAAGAAGACAAAGAAAGUAAAAGAUCCCCUGAAACCAAAGCAGCCAAUGUCAGCAUACUUCGUAUUCGCAAAUGAGCGACGAGCAAUUCUUCUUUCCCAGAACAAGAAUAUCUUUGAGGUUGCAAAGAUCACAGGGGAGGAGUGGAAGAACUUGACCGAGGCACAGAGAGCACCGUAUGAGCAAAUGGCAAUGAAGAACAAGGAACGAUAUGCGCAAGAAAUGGAAGUAUACAACCAUAAGAAAGAUGAAGAAGCAGCUAAUUUGAAGAAGGAAGAUGAAGAAUUGAUGAAGCUGCGAAAGCAAGAAGCUUUACAAUUGCUCAAAAAGAAGGAGAAAACAGAAAAUCUGAUAAAGAAAACAAAAGAAAACCGCCAAAAGAAGAAGAAAGAUAAGGGAGAGAAGAUUGUUGAUCCCAACAAACCAAAGAAGCCGGCGUCGUCAUUUCUUCUUUUCAGCAAUGAGACGAAGAAGAAUUUAUCGGGAGAGAGGCCGGGAAUCAACAACUCUACUCUAAACGCGCUCAUAUCCGUGAAGUGGAAGGAAUUGGGUGAACAAGAGAAGCAAAUUUGGAAAGAUAAAGCUGCAGAAGCAAUGGAAGCGUACAAAAAAGAAUUAGAAGCAUACAACAAAUCUGUUGUAGAGACUGAAAACAAAAACCAGAAGCAGUAA
Fraxinus pennsylvanica is the source of this 1500-nucleotide messenger RNA. The record is from the annotation of a GenBank genome assembly. NCBI's taxonomy places the organism in Eukaryota, Viridiplantae, Streptophyta, Magnoliopsida, Lamiales, Oleaceae.